CUCGCGGCCAGCCCGGCCCGCUCGCGCCCGCCCCGGAGCCCGCGCCCCCUCGCUGUUCCUGCCCGCUCCCGGCCAUGCUGUCCUUCCAGUACCCCGACGUGUACCGCGACGAGACCGCGGUACAGGAUUAUCAUGGGCAUAAAAUCUGUGACCCUUAUGCAUGGCUUGAAGACCCAGACAGCGAGCAGACAAAGGCUUUCGUGGAGGCUCAGAACAAGAUUACUGUGCCAUUUCUCGAGCAGUGCCCUAUCAGAGGUUUAUACAAAGAGAGAAUGACUGAACUGUAUGACUAUCCCAAGUACAGUUGCCACUUCAGGAAAGGAAAACGGUAUUUCUAUUUUUACAAUACAGGUUUGCAGAACCAACGAGUAUUAUAUGUACAGGAUUCCUUAGAGAGUGAAGCCAGGGUGUUCCUCGACCCCAACAUACUCUCCGAUGAUGGCACGGUGGCGCUCCGAGGCUAUGCAUUCAGUGAAGAUGGUGAAUAUUUUGCCUAUGGUCUGAGUGCCAGUGGCUCAGACUGGGUGACGAUCAAGUUCAUGAAGGUCGAUGGUGCCAAAGAGCUUCCAGAUGUGCUUGAAAGAGUCAAGUUCAGCUGUAUGGCCUGGACCCAUGAUGGGAAGGGAAUGUUCUACAACUCAUACCCCCAACAGGAUGGAAAAAGUGAUGGCACAGAGACAUCCACCAAUCUCCACCAAAAGCUCUGCUACCAUGUCCUGGGGACUGAUCAGUCAGAAGAUGUUUUGUGUGCUGAGUUUCCUGAUGAGCCAAAGUGGAUGGGUGGAGCUGAGUUGUCUGACGAUGGUCGCUAUGUCUUAUUGUCAAUAAGGGAGGGAUGUGAUCCAGUAAACCGACUCUGGUACUGUGACCUACAGCAGGAAUCCAAUGGCAUCACUGGAAUCCUGAAGUGGGUGAAACUGAUCGACAACUUUGAAGGGGAAUAUGACUACGUGACCAACGAGGGGACAGUGUUCACCUUCAAGACAAAUCGCCAUUCUCCCAACUAUCGCCUGAUCAACAUCGACUUCACGGAUCCUGAGGAGUCUAAGUGGAAAGUGCUUGUUCCUGAGCACGAGAAGGAUGUCUUAGAAUGGGUAGCUUGCGUCAGGUCCAACUUUCUGGUGUUAUGCUACCUCCACGACGUGAAGAACGUUCUGCAGCUUCACGACCUGGCCACUGGUGCUCUCCUCAAGACCUUCCCGCUCGAUGUCGGCAGUGUGGUGGGAUACAGUGGUCAGAAGAAGGACACCGAGAUCUUCUAUCAGUUUACUUCCUUUUUAUCUCCAGGUAUCAUUUAUCACUGUGAUCUUACCAAAGAGGAACUGGAGCCAAGAGUCUUCCGAGAGGUGACUGUGAAGGGAAUCGAUGCUUCUGAUUACCAGACAAUCCAGAUUUUCUACACUAGCAAGGAUGGUACAAAGAUUCCAAUGUUUAUUGUGCAUAAAAAAGGCAUAAAACUGGAUGGCUCUCAUCCUGCUUUCUUAUAUGGCUAUGGUGGCUUCAACAUAUCUAUCACACCAAACUACAGUGUGUCCAGGCUUAUCUUUGUGAGACACAUGGGCGGUGUCCUCGCAGUGGCCAACAUCAGAGGAGGUGGCGAAUACGGAGAGACGUGGCAUAAAGGUGGUAUCUUGGCCAACAAACAAAACUGCUUUGAUGACUUUCAGCUCGCUGCGGAGUAUCUUAUCAAGGAAGGUUACACGUCUCCCAAGAGGCUGACUAUUAAUGGAGGUUCAAAUGGAGGCCUCUUAGUAGCUGCUUGUGCAAAUCAGCGUCCUGACCUCUUUGGUUGUGUUAUUGCCCAAGUUGGAGUUAUGGACAUGCUGAAGUUCCACAAAUAUACCAUCGGUCAUGCCUGGACCACCGAUUACGGGUGCUCGGACUGCAAACAACACUUUGACUGGCUUAUCAAAUAUUCUCCACUGCACAACGUGAAGUUACCAGAGGCAGACGACAUCCAGUACCCAUCCAUGCUUCUCCUCACUGCCGACCACGACGACCGGGUGGUCCCGCUCCACUCCCUCAAGUUCAUUGCCACCCUUCAGUACAUUGUGGGCCGUAGCCGGAAGCAAAGCAACCCCCUGCUUAUCCACGUGGACACCAAGGCGGGCCACGGGGCCGGGAAGCCCACAGCCAAAGUCAUAGAAGAAGUCUCAGAUAUGUUUGCAUUCAUAGCGCGGUGCCUGAACAUCGACUGGAUUCAGUAAAUGGAAUUUCCUACUCCCCCGCCCCGACAGCCGCAGAAAACCUCAAGGGCUUUCACACCGUUAAAACCGAGAAACCACUGGGCAUACUGCUUCACCACACGAACACUAUUCCUGCACUCACAGACUGCAGUUGAACAGAACUGCUGCGGGAAUUUUAUCUUUUUUAGGCUUCUCCUUUUUAGCGAGCCCUUGGCGUUUCUUUUUCCACCCUGUGCAGGCGCGUGUUUUAAAAAAAAA
Molecule: messenger RNA, 2444 nt
Organism: Ceratotherium simum simum (southern white rhinoceros)
Lineage: Eukaryota; Metazoa; Chordata; Mammalia; Perissodactyla; Rhinocerotidae
Gene: PREP
Product: prolyl endopeptidase
Biological process (GO): proteolysis
Cellular component (GO): cytosol
Molecular function (GO): serine-type endopeptidase activity; oligopeptidase activity
Source: RefSeq, a predicted model, not a curated record